Cryptosporidium ubiquitum is the source of this 627-nucleotide messenger RNA. RefSeq lists its product as uncharacterized. Bases 1 to 627 code for a protein of 208 amino acids. The transcript is spliced from 3 exons. Lineage: Eukaryota; Apicomplexa; Conoidasida; Eucoccidiorida; Cryptosporidiidae. The record is from RefSeq and is a predicted model, not a curated record.
AUGAAAGCUUUUAUUGGAAUUAAAUUAUUUUUUUAUUUACUUUUAUUGUAUUGUUUAGGCAUUGUAAGCUCUGACAAUCAAAUAAACAAUUUAUUAAAACUAAGACAAAGUAUAUUGCAACAUGAUAAAGAACUGGAAAAUUUACAUGGAAUCACAAGUAAUCUAGUUGGGGAAACUGCAGAUGCAUUGAGUUUUAGCAAGAAGAGACCAAUAUUUGCUGAAUUGAAUAAUUUCUCUGCACCAGGAACACCAACAACAACGAUAAAGAUGACGUUAAAGUUCCCCAAUACUGCUCCCGUAAAUAUUAAUCAGGGAAAGCUUCGAGAGGAAAUAAGGAAAACUGCAAAUGGGAAUGGUGAUAUCAUCCCAAGCAUUAACCCAAUUCCUUUAGUUGUUAUACGCCCAGACGCCUUAACUAACUUAUUAUCAUCUCUCUCUGCAACCGUACAUCAAAGAAAAAAAAUCGAAUCAAAAAAAAUUAUUCAACUCGAGAAGUUGAUAUCGACAGUUGAUAAAAAGGUUAUGAAAAAAAAUAUAAAAAAUUCAAUUAGAGAAUUAGAAACUGAACUUGCAUUCUAUAAGGCAGACAAGAGCAUUGCUGAACAAAAAUCGUCCAACACUGCAUAA